Molecule: messenger RNA, 834 nt
Organism: Nymphalis io (European peacock)
Lineage: Eukaryota; Metazoa; Arthropoda; Insecta; Lepidoptera; Nymphalidae
Exons: 1
Coding region: 1-834 (277 amino acids)
Biological process (GO): DNA integration
Molecular function (GO): nucleic acid binding
Source: RefSeq, a predicted model, not a curated record
AUGGUCACUAUUGACGCUUUCUCGAAAUACGCUUUACUGUACUUCAGUACUAACAAAAACCCACACAUUACAUUAGCUGCUCUAAAACGUACUGUGCACCUAUUUGGCGCAACGGUUCAAAUAGUACUCGAUGGAGGAAGAGAGUUCCUCGGUGAAUUUAAAGAGUACUGUGACAAUAUCGGAAUAAAUAUUAAUGCUAUUGCGCCAGGAGUCAGCCGAGCGAAUGAUCAAGUCGAAAGAGUCAUUGCAACUCUCAAGAAUACGUUAGUAAUGAUAAAAAACUACGAGACAGAGCAGUGGCACACUGCACUGGAAGAACUUCAACUAGCAAUGAACUGUACAACUCAUCGAGUCACCGGUGUCGCACUACUGACACUUGUCGCACUACUGACACUUAUCAGACAACGAAAUCACUGCGUACCACCUGAGCUUCUCAACUUGGUGGAUAUUGACAAAGAAACUGUUGAUAUUGAAGCUCUUACUCAACAAGUACAACGGAAAAUGAUCCAUUCUAGCGAACAAGACAAACAACGCUUCAAACGAAAUAAGGCCAAAACUAACCAUUCUCAAAAAGGAGAUUACGUAUUGGUUAAAAAUAAUCCCCGCAAUCAAACCUCGCUUGAUCUUAAAUUCAGCGAACCGUAUAAAAUCUGUAGAACACUAGAAAAUGACCGAUACUUGGUAAAGUUGACCAUAUCGGCGGUAAACGAAUCACCUGCUCACCGAGACCCGGCUGGAGAACCAACCGAGCCCAUUCCAUUGACCUUACAAGAAGAGCUGUAUAUUCAGCCAAACCACACCUACAUGGUGAAGAUAACUUAUAAGAAUAAAUAG